Messenger RNA from Tribolium castaneum (red flour beetle), 2538 nucleotides. Its product is annotated as protein mothers against dpp. Gene Ontology annotation, cellular component: heteromeric SMAD protein complex. Bases 171 to 1577 code for a protein of 468 amino acids. Gene Ontology annotation, biological process: anatomical structure morphogenesis; transforming growth factor beta receptor signaling pathway; cell differentiation. The transcript has 4 exons. NCBI's taxonomy places the organism in Eukaryota, Metazoa, Arthropoda, Insecta, Coleoptera, Tenebrionidae. The record is from RefSeq and is a predicted model, not a curated record. Gene Ontology annotation, molecular function: DNA-binding transcription factor activity, RNA polymerase II-specific; I-SMAD binding; RNA polymerase II cis-regulatory region sequence-specific DNA binding.
AAUGUUGUUGUGAGGCAUCCGCAAGGCCCCGCGCCUUCAAUCGCCACAAGCAUGUCUGCUUUAUUUUUGUUGAUCUCUCAACAAAAAAAACCUCUUGCACUUAUUAGAUAAAUACGGCUUGCAUUAACCGAUACAGUUAGUACUCGCAGCGCUUUAGCUCUCGUUAAGCCAUGGCUGCAGAUUACCAAUAUUAUGUGACUCAUUUAAAUUUCAUGGAGACCGACGAGGGGGAGUCCUCCAGCAGCGGCCCCUUGUCCAGCUUCAACAGCCUCUUCUCCUUCACCAGCCCCGCGGUGAAGAAGCUCCUCGGCUGGAAGCAGGGCGACGAGGAGGAGAAGUGGGCAGAGAAGGCAGUGGACAGCCUCGUCAAGAAGCUGAAGAAGCGCAAGGGGGCCAUUGAGGAGCUCGAGCGCGCGCUUUCCUGCCCCGGGACGCAGAGCAACUGCGUGACGAUACCCCGCAGCCUCGACGGCCGCCUCCAGGUGUCCCACCGCAAAGGCCUCCCCCACGUGAUCUACUGCCGGGUCUGGCGCUGGCCCGACCUUCAGAGCCACCACGAGCUGAAACCUCUGGAGCACUGCAAGUUCCCGUUUUCGGCCAAGCAGAAGGAGGUCUGCAUCAACCCCUACCACUACAAAAGAGUGGAAAGUCAAGUUUUGCCGCCGGUCUUGGUCCCCCGACACAGCGAUUUUGUCCCAGGGCACUCGCUCCUACCGUUUCAGCAAGUGGUGGAGCCCAACAUGCCCCAGAAUAUUAGUUAUAAUUCCAAUGGAUUUAAUUCCAAUCAUUUGAGUCCGAGUUCGCCACUGUCGAGUGUGUCUAGUCCGGGGAGUGUUUCGUCGAAUAAUCCGCAGAGUCCGUAUUCGAAUUUGGCGGAGACUCCGCCCCCGGCCUAUAGCCCCACCGACGAGAAUACGAAUAAUAAUACGAGUCCGCAACCGUCGCUUAAUACAGAUGUGCAACCGGUGGCCUAUCAGGAGCAGCCCUAUUGGGCUUCUAUCGCCUACUAUGAGUUGAAUUGUCGCGUCGGGGAAGUUUUCCAUUGCCAUUCGACGUCCGUUAUUGUUGAUGGGUUCACCAAUCCCAGCAACAACAGCGACAGAUUUUGCUUAGGGCAGCUAAGCAACGUAAACCGCAACUCAACCAUCGAAAACACCCGCCGUCACAUCGGCAAAGGGGUCCACCUAUACUACGUCAACGGCGAAGUUUACGCCGAAUGUCUCUCCGAUUCGCCAAUUUUCGUCCAAUCCCGCAACUGUAACCACCACCAUGGGUUUCACCCAUCCACCGUGUGUAAAAUCCCGGCUGGUUGUUCGUUGCGUAUUUUCAACAACGCCGAAUUUGCCCAACUCCUCUCCCAAUGCGUGAAUCAUGGUUUUGAGGCCGUUUACGAACUCACAAAAAUGUGUACGAUACGUAUGAGCUUCGUCAAGGGUUGGGGCGCGGAGUACCAUCGUCAGGACGUCACAAGCACCCCCUGCUGGAUCGAGGUGCAUCUCAACGGCCCCCUCCAGUGGCUCGACAAGGUGCUGACCCAAAUGGGGUCCCCUCACAAUGCCAUAAGUUCGGUCUCGUAAUCGGUAAUAACACGGGACGUAUGAGUGCCAUUUCAGGUUAUGCAAAUGCAACGGUGGGAAAUUACGUGUUGCCUUACGGUAAAGUGCAUUUUUCAGCAUCGGCGAAUGAUUAUUUAUGUGUACAGGAAACCGAGCUGAAAACUUGUAAAUUCUGGAUGUAAUUAUAACGAACAGUUAUGUGUCUGUCUUAAUUGAUCUCUAGAUGGCUACGAUUUUAUUGGUUUGUUGGUUAUUUACAGUUUAAUUCACAGACAGCGUUUUUACAUAUUGUUUGACUUUAUUUUAUUGUUUUGGUGGGCCCUUCUUGCAAAAAAUGACAGCAUUUUAAGUUUAGCAAGAUGUGCCGCCCUGUAUAUUUAAUUAAAAAAAUUUUUUAAACUUUCUCAAGCAUCAAUGCAGGCCGCUGAUAUACCGGGUGAUCAAGAAUGCUUGUUUCGGUUGGCAACGGUGUGACAUUUGACACGAUAAGAUUUUUGGUUAUGUCCUUAUUGCCAACUGAAAAAUCAUUUUCUUAAAUUAUUUUUCGAGCUGGUUUCGACAAAAUUUCUACGUUUGUACUUAAUUCCUGCACUGAUUCUCGAGAAAGAUUUGCCUUUGGCUGAACAACUGGUUCGGUGGUACAAAUACGAGUGUAAUAGAAACAUAAAGAAUACUUUGUGCAAUUAAUAAACUCCGUUAGCCGUAAGGAUAAAAUAAGUGUAUUUGUAAGUAAAAUAUAAAUCAAAAUAUUGUCCAUUUUACAUAAGUUAAAGAGUUAUUGUUACAUUACAAGUUUUUUAUAGUUGUGUAUGCAAUUUCUUGUUUGUUUUAUCAACGAUAAAAAGGUUGGGUGGCAGCACCAGCUGUCGAAGUGUAUAUUUUUUGAGAUAUUAUCCAUAUUUACUAUACCACGAAAAGUACACCUUUUUAUAUUGUCAGUGCAAUUUUUUUAUUUUCGUUUUAAAUAAAAUUGUAGAUUACU